AUGGAUCGCCUCCUCCUCUCUCUUCCUAAUAAAGCCUUUCCACUUCCCAUCUUCUCUAUUCCUAGGUUUCUCUUACUCUCUUCCCUCCUUUUCUCUUCCUCUUUUGUCUUUUCCAGUGUCAGUAACAGUGAGGCCUUGUCAACACAACACCAAUGCAUUGAAGAUCACUUCUAUGCUUUGCUCCACCUGAAACAGGGCUUUAAUUUCUCUGCUAGGUACAGCAAGACCGGACUCCCCUCUUGGAAUCCUAAAAACAGGGAUUGCUGUUCUUGGGAAGGCAUCACGUGCAAUGGUGCCACUGGUCAUGUGACCAAUCUCGACCUCAGCAAGCUCCGUAUCUACGGUCGGAUUGAUUUUGUAAGCCUCUUUCGUCUUCAGAGCCUGCAGAAGCUGAACCUCGCUUCCAAUGAGUUUGAUCCCUCUCCAAUCCCAUCUGGGUUUGAGCAGCUCACCAGUUUGACCCAUCUCAACCUCGCUUCUUCAAAUUUUUAUGGCCAAAUCCCGCUGGAAAUCUCCCGCUUGACCACUUUGGUGUCCCUCGAUCUAUCUUACAAUGAAUAUUUCAAUGGUUUGUAUAUUGAAUACCUGAAACUCGAAAACUCAAGCAUCGGAGCAUUCGUCCAAAAUCUGUCCAGUCUGAGAGAACUCCAUCUCAGUUGGGCAAACAUCUCAGUUCAGGGUAGCGAGUGGGGCUUGGCCUUAUCCUCGGGACUCCCUCUUCUCCGCAAGUUGAGCUUGAGAGAAUGUGGUCUUUCAGGCCCCAUCCAUCCUUCCCUUUCCAAACUCCAUUUCCUAUCUGAACUUGACCUCACCGGAAACAAUCUCUCUUCGAUGGUACCUAACUUCAUAGGGAACUUUUCUUCUUUAACUUCACUGCGCCUCAGAAGUUGUAGUUUGCAUGGCGAAUUUCCGGAGAGUAUUUUCAGGCUGCCAAACCUACACACCCUGGGUGUGAAGCUCGAGAAACUCGUGUAUUUGGAUCUUUCAUUCAAUGAUUUCAGCGGACCAUUGCCAUCGUCUUUUGGCAACCUCAGCAACCUCGUUGGUUUGCAUCUUUCAUCCAGUGGUUUCAGCGGACCAUUGCCAUUCACUCUUGCCAACCUAAGCAACCUCAUUUAUUUGGAUCUUUCAUCCAAUGGUUUCAGUGGUCCUAUCCCAUCAUCAUUAUUUUCACUCCAAUCACUAAGAGGGCUUUAUCUCCAAGUAAACCAAUUUAGUGGUGAGCUUGGGGAGUUCCAAAACACAUCCUCUUCAGUACUUGAGAUCAUCAACUUGUAUGAAAACAAGUUGGAGGGGCCCAUUCCAAGGUCAAUCUUUCAACUCACAAUGCUUACAGAGCUCAGACUUUACUCCAAUAAUUUCAGCGGCACAAUCCCUUCUUUGUAUGGAAACGCACUUCAUAAUUGUACAGAUCUCGACUUUUCAAACAAUUCACUCAGUGGGACCAUUCCUUCGUCAUUGCUUUCACUCCCAUCAUUACAAAUGCUGUAUCUCCAGGAUAACCAAUUUAGUGGUCAACUUGGCCAAUUCCACCACCCAUUCUCUUCUCUGCUAAUGACAAUCAACUUGGAUAACAACAAGUUGAAUGGGCCUAUUCCAAAGUCAAUCUUUGAACUCCCCAUGCUUGUGAGACUCCAUCUUUCGUCAAACAAUUUCAGUGGUGAAAUACCAAACUCGCUAUGGAAUGGAGAAGUUCCCUCACUUAUUUGCAAUUGCACUUACUUACAAGUCCUCGACCUGUCUCACAACCGCUUCAGUGGUUCUAUUCCACCAUGUUUGGGUCAAAUCAGUGAUACCCUCAUUGUGUUGAAUCUUGGAGGAAAUGCAUUUCAUGGCCCGUUGCUUCAAACAUUCAAAGAGGAGUGUACUCUAAAGACACUUGAUCUCAAUGGAAAUCAAUUGGAAGGACAGGUGCCAAGUUCUUUGGCCAGGUGCAAGAAGCUAGAGGUGUUAAACUUUGGAAACAAUCAAAUACAUGACACCUUCCCUUUCUGGAUAGAAAAUUUAUCCCAGUUGCACAUUCUCAUCUUGGGAUCCAACAAAUUUCAUGGCACCAUUGGGCAACCCCAAGCAAAUAGUACAUUUCCACUAUUACAAAUCUUUGAUCUCUCUAACAAUAGCUUCACAGGUAAGUUGUCAUCAAAUAUGUUUAGGAGUUGGAAAGCAAUGAUGGAGACCAAAUCUCAAUCUCAAUUUCUUAGCAAAACAUUUGCCGAUGGAUACUAUUAUCAAGAUAAAGUGACUAUAGCGAGUAAAGGGCUAGAAAUGGAGCUGGUAAAGAUCCUUAUUGCCUUUACCGUAGUGGAUCUCUCAAAUAACCAAUUUCAUGGGGACAUUCCAGAAUCGGUUGGGAGUUUAAAGUCAUUGGUUGUGCUUAAUACGUCCUAUAACCAUUUCACAGGCCGAAUUCCAGCAUCACUUGGAAACAUUAAAGCUCUUGAAUCAUUGGAUUUAUCUCAUAAUAGUAUGUUCGGAGAGAUUCCUUGGGAGCUGACAAAGCUAAACUUCCUUGCUGUGUUGGACCUUUCGCAAAAUCUCCUCACUGGAAGCAUACCACAAGGUCAGCAAUUCAAUACAUUCAUGAAUAAAUCUUUUCUUGGGAACUCGGGAUUAUGUGGCACUCCACUGUCAAAGAAAUGUGAACACGUUGAGGCACCUGCAUCACCACCAUUGGCACAAUUGGAAAGCAAAUAUGACUGGAGAUCCAUGUGGAUUGGCUUUGGAGUUGGAUAUGGAGUGGGAAUGGGAAUCCUUUUUUGGACUCUUGCACUUUGGACAAAUGGAAUGAAAGAAUUCACUAUAUUUAUUGAUAAAGUGCUGGUGUUGAUUUUUCCAUGUGAGGCAUUCAUUCUAAUGCAUCAAUACUGA
Magnolia sinica is the source of this 2868-nucleotide messenger RNA. RefSeq names its product receptor-like protein 7. Gene Ontology annotation, molecular function: protein binding. The record is from RefSeq and is a predicted model, not a curated record. Bases 1 to 2868 code for a protein of 955 amino acids. Lineage: Eukaryota; Viridiplantae; Streptophyta; Magnoliopsida; Magnoliales; Magnoliaceae. The transcript has 2 exons.